AUGGCUGCGGGGACGCUGAUGGUGUGGUUCGCUUUGAGUGGUGGCGGUGUGUACUGCUGUUGUGUUGCCUUUUUUCCGCUGUUUUUUGUUGCUUUCCUUCAAGAAGGAAGUUACUACCAAACGCUAAACGCUAUUGUGAAAUUCGAAGGUACUGAAAGGACCAACAACAGCACACACACCGCCCACACACAUAUUUAUAUGCUCUCACGUGUUGCUGCUGUGAAGGCACCCCGCACACACAACCGUCGCCGCGUGACCGGAUCCAGCGGAAGGAGGGAAGGAGGAGAGAGUGAGCCGCAGAGGCCCAACAUGUCCCGGCGUCACUUCUAUUCUGCGGUGCUGCUUCUACUCCUCGUCGUGAUGGUUUGCGGCGGCAGUGGAGCUGCGCACGCUGUGGAGAGAAACUCAGGGGAUUUGCAACUGCCGCAGGAGAUCGCCAUGCUUGUGCCGAAUAAGACGCAGGUGGUACCAAAAAGUGGUGGUGAAGGCAAAGUGAAGGAUAUCUUUGCUUCACCCGCUCUCGUCCGUGCUGGUGGAGUGAUGAUUGCAUUUGUCGAAGGCCGCACCAAAAAUAAACUUUUUCCAGAAGUGAUUGAUCUCAGUUCUUCUGAUAUUGUUGCCGGUUACAUCAAGGCUCCAGAGACAUGGCAGUCUCUUGUUGCUGAGGUAACCAAAGAUGACUGGCAGGCACACACUGUCCUUGAGAGUGCGAAUAAUAGUAAUCAUCGUGUGGGUGUUGCGAGGCUACCCACCGGAAUUACAAGGGGCAAUAAAGUGUUUCUGCUAGUGGGGAGCUAUGAAGAGAGGCGUGAAAUUGAUGAUUAUAUUUGGAAGGCCGAGGCAUGGAACAUUAAAGUGAUUGAGGGUGAGGCCACGCAGUCCACGGAAGUUCAGCCGACUCAACCGAUCAACUGGAGUGAACCCAAACCGCUGUUCCAAACUGACUCUCCUAAUAAUAAAGGUGACCUAAAGGAAUUUUUGGGUGGUGGUGGCUCAGGAAUUGUGAUGGGGAAUGGCACACUUGUGUUUCCCCUGACGGCAAAGGAUGAAAGUAAUAAAGUUUUCUCCCUAAUCACUUAUUCGACGGACGACGGCCAAAAGUGGGAGAUACCAGGGGGCGUUUCUUCUGUGGCAUGCCGUUCCCCCCGCGUCACCGAAUGGGAGGAGGGAACACUUCUCAUGGUUACUUAUUGCGAGGAUGGCCGCAAGGUGUUUGAGUCGCGUGACAUGGGGAAAACGUGGACGGAGGCUUUUGGGACACUCCCAGGCGUGUGGCUCAAAUCAGGUCCAGAACUUCCGGAAGUAAGUUUGCGUGUUGAUGCUCUCAUCACCGCGACCAUUGAGGGAAGGAAGGUCAUGCUGUACACUCAGAAAGUGAGGCAUUUUCUGGAAGUGGAUGAACCCAACGCACUCCACCUUUGGGUCACGGACAACAACCGCACUUUUCAUCUUGGACCGUUUUCUGUGGACUGUGCUGAGAAUAAGACGUUUGCCAACACCUUGCUGUACUCGGAUGAUGCGUUGCACCUUUUACAAGCGAAGGGCGAUCAUGAAAGCACAGCCGUUUCACUUGCCCGCCUAACGGAGGAGCUGAAUACGAUCAAUUCUGUCCUUAGUACUUGGGUACAGUUGGACGCUUCCUUCUCCGAGUCGUCUAUACCCACGGCUGGUCUGGUUGGAUUCCUGUCCAAUACGACGUCCAGUGGAGACACGUGGAUCGACGGGUACCGUUGCAUGAAUGCAACGGUGACGAAGGCAGCGAAGGUUGAAAAUGGUUUCAAGUUCACGGGGCCUGGGUCCAGGGCAACAUGGCCCGUAAACAGUCGGUGGGAUAUUAAACAGUACGGCUUUGUGGAUUACAACUUCACUAUUGUGGCGAUGGCGACUAUACACCAGGUUCCGAGUGAGAGCACUCCUCUGCUGGGUGCGAGUCUGAGGGGCAAUAAGAGGACGAAGUUAAUUGGUUUGUCGUACGGUGCGGGCGGUAAGUGGGAGACAGUGUAUGACGGGACAAAAACAGUACAGGGUGGCACUUGGGAGCCGGGGAGAGAAUACCAGGUGGCGCUCAUGCUGCAGGACGGCAACAAGGGCUUCGUGUACGUGGAUGGUGUGCUUGUGGGGAACCCGGCGAUGUUACCAACACCUGAGGAGCGGUGGACUGAAUUCUCACAUUUCUACUUUGGGGGCGACGAGGGAGACAGCGGCAGCGAUGCGACGUUGACGGACGUCUUUCUGUACAACCGCCCACUGAGUGUCGGUGAACUAAAAAUGAUCAAGGAAGUUGAAGAUAAAAAAGAAAAGGGAAGCGGUGACAGUGAAGAUAAAAAAGAAAGCGGUGACAGUGAAGACAAAAAAGAAAGCGGUGACAGUGAAGACAAAAAAGGAAGCGGUGACAGUGAAGAUAAAAAAGAAAGCGGUGACAGUGAAGAUAAAAAAGAAAGCGGUGACAGUGAAGAUAAAAAAGGAAGCGGUGACGGCGCAUUCACACCAGCGGUGUCCAAUGCCACGACACACACAGCAGAGGAGGAGACCGUAAACCAGUCGGCAUCUGGAACAUUUUCAAUUACCGACAGUACUGAGGGUGACGUGAGCUCUGAUGAGAAUGGGGAGACGACGGGAGGAGCUGAUGGGCAAGAGGAAGAUAUCCAGCCACAGGACGGGGAAGCAAAUGCUGCGGCACUCGGCUUCGCACUCAAAAGCAGUCUUGGAACUUCGUCGCAGUGGGAUGGCAGCGUUGCUGGCACCAUGCGUGAGAGCAGGGUGCUGCUGCCAUCGCUGUUCCUUCUGUUGGGACUCUGGGGGUUUGCGGCUCUGUGA
Trypanosoma cruzi is the source of this 2817-nucleotide messenger RNA. RefSeq names its product trans-sialidase, putative. Gene Ontology annotation, biological process: oligosaccharide catabolic process; ganglioside catabolic process. The coding region runs from base 1 to 2817 and encodes 938 amino acids. The record is from RefSeq and is a predicted model, not a curated record. NCBI's taxonomy places the organism in Eukaryota, Euglenozoa, Kinetoplastea, Trypanosomatida, Trypanosomatidae. The transcript has a single exon. Gene Ontology annotation, molecular function: exo-alpha-sialidase activity. Gene Ontology annotation, cellular component: membrane; intracellular membrane-bounded organelle; cytoplasm.